Molecule: messenger RNA, 3826 nt
Organism: Labeo rohita (rohu)
Lineage: Eukaryota; Metazoa; Chordata; Actinopteri; Cypriniformes; Cyprinidae
Gene: agpat2
Product: 1-acylglycerol-3-phosphate O-acyltransferase 2 (lysophosphatidic acid acyltransferase, beta)
Exons: 6
Coding region: 298-1113 (271 amino acids)
Biological process (GO): phosphatidic acid biosynthetic process
Cellular component (GO): membrane; endoplasmic reticulum
Molecular function (GO): 1-acylglycerol-3-phosphate O-acyltransferase activity
Source: RefSeq, a predicted model, not a curated record
UCGAACAGCGCCAGUUACCCACACGGCAGACAGCCAAAGGUUACACACGCAACGCUUUCAGGAGAUAACCCGCGCCUGGCUCUCCAUAAACCGGUUCUUGUUGACAUCCACCUCAUUUACGUGAGAUUGCGAAAACGACAAACAGGGGGAACGGUAAAGUUGCUUAAGGGUGCGACCUGGACGCGGUGUCUGAUGUAGACUCGGCUCUGAGUUGAUCCCGUGCGGUCCCCCCUCCACUCCACACCGCUGGCCUUCUAUCGUUCCUCGACAGCCGGGAAAGAGGCGCUGGUCGCGGGUAUGGAUGCCGUUUGGAUACUGCCUGUGCUGCUGGUGCUCCCGCUCCUGUUAUGGACCAGCAGCACGUUCGUUUUCUAUUUCAAAAAGUGCUUCUAUGUGGCGUACAUGAUGCUGCUGGCCGUCAUCGCCAUCCCGAUUUGCAUUCUGAAAAGCGGCGGCAGGGACAUUGAGAAUAUGAGGGUCAUCCGCUUCAUGGUUCGCCAUGUGAAGUACUUCCUGGGUCUGCGCUUUCAGGUCAGCGGUUGGGAGCAUCUACAGACAGACGGACCUUACGUCAUUAUCUCCAACCACCAAUCAUCACUCGACGUGCUAGGCAUGAUGGAAGUCCUGCCGGACCGUUGCUCGACGAUCGCUAAGAAGGAGCUGUUAUGGGCCGGGACGGUGGGGAUGAUUUGCUGGCUGGGAGGAAUCGUCUUCAUCAACCGCAAAAAGACCAGCGACGCCAAGAACGUCAUGAGUGACGCCGCUAAAACCAUGUUGGCUGACAAGAUCCGAUUGUGGGUGUUUCCAGAAGGCACACGGAAUCAGAACGGCGGGCUUUUGCCCUUUAAAAAGGGAGCGUUUCAUCUGGCCAUUCAAGCACAGGUUCCCAUCGUACCCAUCGUCUUCUCUUCCUACAGUAACUUCUACCUACGAAAAGAGAAAGAGUUCAAAUCAGGAACCAUCACUUUGAAGAUCCUCCCAAAGAUCGAGACAAAGGGACUGACGGCAGACGACGUGACGUUGCUGUCCGAGCAAUCAUUCGGCAUCAUGCGUUCGGCCUUCCUGGAGAUCUCCGGCCAAAGCGUGCAGAGCAACGGGCCGUCCACCCACUGAUCGCCCCGCUGCUGUCGCGCCCUUUCAUUCGCUCCGACAACAAGGAUGGCUUGAGUCUACGUCGUCGUCGUCGUGGUGGUGACGGUAACCAUGACAACCAGGCGCUUUAGUAUCCUCUCCGACGUCCUCAUGAAGCAGGAACACAUGUCCAUACAGACAGACAGACACACAUACAUUCACCUUGACUACAGUACAUACAGCAGAUGUUACCUUAGCCUAGUUUCGAUCUCCCGUUGGACUCCAGGUGGCGCUAAGCGACGCCGUUUUCCGGCGUGGCGCUGCCUCGGACUGCUUUCGUCGGCGACCGGUUGAGUUUUGGAGCGACGCCCCGAGAACAUCGUGGAUGUGCGUUCGACAUGCAUGCCUUUUCUAUGUUUCUCUUCCUUUCACUGAUCUACAAAGACUCAAGUUCUGUUCGUUUGUGUAGGUCGCUUUUUCUCGAGGUUCUCUGCUUGCGUUGUGGGAAAUCGGUGACAGACGUCUGUGUUCGUUUUACUUCGUAUGCAGGAGUAUUUUUCACCUUUACUGAUUUAUCAACCAAAAAGAUUAAUUUGGAAAUGUCCUGUAUACUCCAGAGGAAAGCUUUUUGUGUCGUCACAACCAAGAAUUCGGAAAACCGCUUUAUUUCUGUUUCCCUUUUUUGUCGUUAAAAAAUUAGUUCGUAACAAACAUCUCCAUUGUCACCGUUCAAGUGCGGCUUCUUCCUGUGCCAUGUGUCCAAAGUGUCUCAGCCGUUGGCUGCAUAUAAGGGUAAAAUAUUGUGGAAAAACACUAUUGAUUAUUGAUCUGUGAUCAGGAUUGUUUGAUUAGCGUUUAGAAUAGAUAUACGUUCAAGUUGGAUUUAGUUCAGUGUUUUGCUCAAGUUUUGGUUUGUUUUCAGGCUACAAAUGGACAUUUUCAUUUAUAGAUGUGUUUUAACACUUUGGUUUACACUAAAAACCAUUUAUGAGGGAUUUAUUAUUGUAAUAACUAAUUGAAAAAGUAUUAUCUAACACAUUAUAUAGACUGUGGCUAACUAAAAUGUAUUUAAGAGCCAUUAUUAUUCAGAUUUUGAAGGAUAAAUUUAAAAAUCAAUUUAUUUUUGUGAUCAGUAAGAUUUUUUAAUGUCUCACGCUCAUCAAGGCUGUAUUUAUUUGAUCUGAAGUACAGAAAAAAACAGCAAUAUUAUUGCAAUUUCUAAUAUUGGUUUGUCAUAAAAAUAAUUUAUUCCUGUGAUAUAAAACUGAAUUUUCAGCAUCAUUACUGUGGUCUUCAGUGUCGUAUGAUCCUUCAGAAAUCAUUCUAAUAUGCUAAAUAAUGAAUAAACACUUUGUUUUAACUUUUUAUAUAUUGAAAAAUCUGGAAAAAAAAUCCCAAAAAAUAUUAAGCAGCACAACUGUUUCCAACAUUGAUAAUAAAUAAGCAUAUUAGAAUAAUUUCUGAAGGAUCAUGUGACACUGACGACUGGAGUAAUGAUGCUGAAAAUCAGCUUUGGAUCACUGAAAUAAAUUACAUUUUAAAAUAUAUUAAACUAGAAAACUGUUGUUUUAAAUUGCAAUAAUAUUUCAGAAAAUUACAUUUUUUUUCUGUAUUUUUGAUCAAAUAGAUAAAGCCUUGAUGAGCUUAAGAAACAUCUUUUAAAAAAUGUGUAAAAAUCGUACUGAUCCCAAACAUUUGAACGGCAGUGUGUUUGUUUGCAAACGUUUGCAUUAAACCUGCUGUAAAAUGGUUCCAAGAAAUUAUUACAAUGUAAAAUGCUGAGGUUUGUGAUAUUUUUAGAAGUUCGCAGAUCUUUGAGCUUAUUUCUGCUCAUAGAUCAGGUAUUAAACUUUAUUCUCAACCUUACGGAAGUCCAUAUAAAAAUAUAUAUAUUUGAGUAUUUGAAAAUUCAAAAUUUAAUCUAAAAAUGACCAAUUAUUUAACACCUAUUUAUUAAACCAGACUGUAUCGACAGCUUACGGCAGUAAAUAAGAAUAUGAAUAUUUCAUAUUGCUUUCUAAUGGCAUUGUUGAAUCUUAUAUUUAAUGCUUGAUGUUGCAGUUCUUAUCGUUUGUUAAGAAUGUAUAACAUCUGAACCUUUAAUUUAAAAUGUACGAUAUUAUUUAAGAGGACUGAAUUGUACGUAUCACACUAUAAUGGCUCAUUGAGCCGAAUGACAUUUUGCUUUGAUUUUUUGCGUAAUGUCCAAAUUAGGCCCUUUAUUAUUAGUACACGUUUAAAUAUUGUUGCAAUUAUCAAACCCUUUUAUGUUGUAUAUUAGGUCACAGAUUUUAUUAGCCAUUUGUUUCGAUGUAAUUUUUGCCCUACUGACUGAAAACCAUGCUGCGUUCACAAAACAAUGUGUGAAACAGUGUGUACAAGGUGUUGUGUGAUUUUCACCAAAGCUAUUAAGGAUGUACAACAGGUGACGCUUGUAAACGUUCUGAUUUUAAGAUCCGUUAAACGAACCUGUCAGACAUUUCACGGGCAGCCUUGUGUACGUACGUGUGUGUGUGUGUGUGUGUGUGAGAGAGAGCGAGAGAGAGUGUGUGUGUGUUUGUGUGUGUGUCCAUUGUGUGCUGAAUGUGUUUGUAUGGUGACCCGACACACAAAUGAGCUAAAGCCCAUUGUAAAAUCUGUAAAGUCAUAUAAGACGAUGAUUAUAUAUAAAAAUGUUGAUUGUGGUAGAAUCUGGAUGCGACCUGUGUUAAGAACAUCUAGGGCAAAGAGUCAAUAAAAUCGUCUGUUUUUCCAA